CCGAGCACUAAUAUUGUUGCUGUAUUUGUUGCAAAAUAAUUAGAUGGUGCAGGUGUACCUAAUGUUGCGGCGUGUGGUAAUUCCUCAGUUUCCACAUCCAGACGCCCAGCGCAACGAGGGGAGGGACCGGGAGUUGUCCACGAGCACCGGGAGGACGCUGACUCAGGUUCCAGCGCAGUUGCCGCAAGCUUUUGACUUUGAACGCUUUACCAAGAUGAGAACGGACCAGAAAUCCAGGACGUAUCCAGUCUCGCAGCAUGACAACAAACUAUCCUUCAAAGACAAUAUCAUUGUCUUUGACGACGGCGCAGGCCGCAAAAAAUGUCCCUUGGAGAUCAAUCAGCACAAGUCUCAUUUCUGCCUGUGCCACCACGGGAUCAAACGCACCACUGAGAGUAGCUCGGUCUACGGGGCUGACUUCGCAACGCAACCCACUGUGGAACCCCCCAGGUUCCGGCGCUUCACGCGUGACCACCGGAGGAAGUGCGCGGAGGCGACUCUGGACGGAGGAGACUUCAUGUGGUUUGGACAAGACAGCUACGAUGACGUCGACAGCAUGGAAGUGCUGGGCUUCGCCAAUCUCAAUGCGGCUUCCAGGCCUCUGUAAUUUGGUAACCUGGGCCUUCAGUGGGGACUAACAAGACUUAAUCCACCACUUAAUACCACCACUAUCAUGUCACAAUUUCGAAACCAAUAAUAUAGAAUAAUGCAACAUAAUUCGAAACUGUGACACAUACUGUACAUCACCUAAAGCAGUUCAGAAUCAAUAUCAAAUAACAUUACAAUGUAAAUAAAACACAGAACAUCAUGAGUCACCAGAGAUGUUCAUUAUUAAAUGUACAGUGAAACCCUACUAUUUUCACGGGGUGUGGGUCCAAGCCCUCCCAAAAAUAAUUUUAGUUUAUAAUUGCCUUUAGAUGUCACAAGAUGGUGGCAAAACUCUACUUUUGUCCAAGUGAAAGUCCUUAACUCACUUCAACAUCAUUGCUUGGCACCAGAUGCAACAAAACAGCAGCAAAAAUGUGAAUUCCUUUGGUCUGAGCACAAAAAUGGCAAAUAGGUGAGUUUUUCAGCGAAUUACAGAGCAUAGGUUAAAAAAAAUUUGUGACUGUAAAUUUCUGAAUGCCAGGUUUACUGUAUUGUGUGCAGAUCGCUCCGGAUGUGUUUUGCUAGUCGAAAUUGGCUGUAACAAUUUUUGCUCUGUCCAACCAAUCAGAGGAAGAAAAAAAUGCUUUCAUAAAGGACUAGCACUCUGACCCCAUGAAGAUUAAUUUGAAAUUUCAUUGAUUAAAGAAACAGUCCAUUUGCUAGUAUAGUUUGUUAUUUAGGCAGCAUUAUUGAUUAUGAAGGCCCUAGGCAGAUAAGACUGACACGGCAGGACAUAAAAGCUGAUUCAUGAUUAGACAAAAACAAAAUCUCCACAUUCACAUACUGGAAGCAGUGCAGCCCAUGAGGCAUAGUAUGAAAUGAAAAGAAUAAGACUGUUGGGGAUGAAUUAAUACAUCUUCAUGGAACAAAUAUUAGAAUGGAGGUUGUAAAUGUAGGUCAGUGCUUGUGAUAGUGUUUAAGCCUUGCCGGCCCUGACCAACC
Messenger RNA from Phyllopteryx taeniolatus (common seadragon), 1590 nucleotides. RefSeq names its product testis expressed 36 (gene tex36). The transcript has 3 exons. The coding region runs from base 44 to 607 and encodes 187 amino acids. Lineage: Eukaryota; Metazoa; Chordata; Actinopteri; Syngnathiformes; Syngnathidae. The record is from RefSeq and is a predicted model, not a curated record.